UAGUCACACCUAGAAGUAAACAGGCGUAAGCGACGUGCUCUUCAAAAUUCACAGAUAAAAGUGACCUUGGUAACGAUUACCUGGUUUCGUUGAUGAUGUGAAGAUGUGAUUUGUUGGGCGACUAAAAUUCAGUUAUGAUCUUGCUAUGUGGUGGAUUAGGCGGUGCACGUUUAGGUGUUGCCACGAAAGGGAUGGAUUGCUCGAGGGCCUAUUUUAUGCCAUGCUUUGAAAGGAAACUUAUGCUAUUUACUGCAGUUUUGUUUCUUCGUCAUGGGGUGCUUAGAAAACACAAGACCUGUUUAACUCAAAAUAAGCCACAAAACUUUUCCUUCCAAACUGAAAUAUACAGCCAAAUUUCAGGUAUUUUUGUAGAGGCGUCGAAUGGGUUUUACCUCAGUUGAUAAAAAGUCAUGUUUAUUGAACUUCAAUGAUUAUUUACUUUCAAUGUUUGCCUCUGGUUUACCAUUUAGGUAAUGUCCCUUUUUCAAGUAAUAUUGCAGUGCUUAAAUUUCUCCAAAGAGAUUUUUAAGCUAAAUUUAGCCUUUUUUAAGUCUUGCACAGAAAACGAGAAGCAGAGUUAUUCAAUUUCAUUAUUGUAAAACAAACAUCGAUGUUUUUCCUCAAUGUAAGCUAUGUAAGCCAGCUUCACAUAUUAGAAGCAAAUCCGAAAAACUAGCAAUGAUGAUUACGGUUAAAAUUCAUUUGGGGUUGUGUUAGUUAUCUCGCCAGCUGUUUCAGCAGGUAUAUGCAUGGUCAUUCUCUUCCAAAUUUGCUGAGUCGCUGUUUAUAUGACGUCACCAUUGAUCCAAUCCGCGCUUGUGCCCGUCGGGUAUCUUGAUUUUUAUGGCUGGCUUUUGUUUAAUGGGGUCACUCGUUUUAGUUGGACCAUUACUUUCGCAAAGUGCGGAUCUAUCUGUGAAGAACUAGCAACAUGAGCUUUCUCGUAUUGCUUGUGGUUUUGUCGAUAUUUGGUACUAGACAUACGGAUGCUGCACGUAUUCUGGGGGUGUUUCCGACUCCUUCAAAGUCUCACUGGAUUCUCGGAUCUGCACUCUUGAAGGAACUUGCACUUGAUGGUCAUGAGGUCACUGAUGUAAGUCCAUUCAAACUGUCGAAACCUCCUGCAAACUAUCAUCAUGUGGAAAUAGAAACAGAUCAUGAGUUUUUCAACCAGAAAAUUGAACAGCUGUUCGCGGAUACUGACAAAUCACAAGUUCGAAAAAUGGUGGAAAUGUAUACUGCGGUCAAUUACUUUUCUAACAGUACCCUAUCAUCGCCUGCCGUGAAAAAACUGCUUCAAUCUAAUCAAAAGUUUGAUUUGGUUAUCUUGGAAAUCUUUCUUGACCAUGCUCUUCUUGGUUUUGCUGAGCAUUUCGGUUGUCCAGUUAUCGGUACGACCACGCAUGGGGUGCUAGAAUGGAUCAAUUCAUUAGUCGGUACACCGCAACCGCUUUCGUACGUGCCGCAUGUUCACAUAGGAUUUUCAAAUCCAAUGAACUUUUGGCAACGGCUGGCGAAUGUGCUGUUCACAGCUAUUGAUGAAACCCUGCUGUCUGUGCUGGUGCAUCCAGAGCAGGACCGAUUGUACAGGAAAGCUUUCCCAAAUGCUAAGCGAUCACUUGCUGAAAUGAAGCGUAAUGCAGUUUCACUGAUUUUGGUGAAUAAUCACUUCAGUUUAAGUUACCCAAGGCCAUACGUUCCGAAUAUGAUUGAAAUCGGAGGAUUCCAUGUAAACCGGAAGGUUAAUCAACUUCCAGAGAACAUCGGCAGCUUUAUCGAAAACUCAACCAAUGGAGUAAUUUAUUUUUCUAUGGGCUCAAAUUUGAAACCGUCCCAAAUGGGAGAGGAAAAACGGCAAGCCCUGCUAAAUGCGUUUUCCAAAGUGAAGCAAAACAUCAUCUGGAAGUGGGAUGAUGAAAGCAUGAAUCUUGACCCGAGCAAGUACUUCAUUGCCAAAUGGCUUCCACAGGAUGAUAUCCUGGCGCAUCCGAAUGUGAAACUCUUUAUCACGCAUGGAGGCUUGCUCAGUUGCACGGAGUCGAUCCACCAUGGUAAGCCAAUUAUUGGAAUUCCGAUUUUUGGUGAUCAACAAAUGAAUAUGAAUCAAGCGGAAAAUGCUGGAUGGGGAGUGGCUGUGAAGUUUACCGAUCUCAAUGAAGAAACGAUUAGUAAUGCACUGAACGAAGUACUCAAUAACGAUAAGUACACCAAAACGGUACAAGUAAUAUCCAAGCGCUUGCGCGAUCAACCACUACCACCAAUGGAUUUAGCCAAAUACUGGGUGAACUAUGUUCUCCGUCAUGACGGUGCUGAACAUUUGAAGUCACCGGGUCAACAACUAAGCUUCAUUCAGUACAAUAACAUCGAUGUUUAUCUUUUCAUCAUGGCGCUGGUUAUCGUAUUAAUGGCACUGCCAAUCAAGGUGUUCAGAAAUUUGUGUUGUAAGAACAGAAAACGUCCCUCGAAGACGAAAAAAGAAACUAAGUCGAAAAUAAAUUAAUUUAUAUAGUGCACCACAUA
Molecule: messenger RNA, 2520 nt
Organism: Aedes albopictus (Asian tiger mosquito)
Lineage: Eukaryota; Metazoa; Arthropoda; Insecta; Diptera; Culicidae
Product: UDP-glycosyltransferase UGT5
Exons: 5
Coding region: 932-2500 (522 amino acids)
Molecular function (GO): UDP-glycosyltransferase activity
Source: RefSeq, a predicted model, not a curated record